AUGGUGGAAAACUUUUUCUUUGCAAGAUCAGAUUUCGAAUUCCAGGUGAAAGGCCAUAUGUUUGUGGUGAAUUCUGUGAACACCGUACAUUAUUGCUAUCAGUGUCGUGAUGCCAUUUGGGGUAUGCAGCCGUGGUGUUACUUUUGCGCCAACUGUGAUGUGAAAGUCCACACUCAAUGCACAUCAUCAUUAUCAGAUGCCUGUUAUCCUGCUUCUCAAGUGAAACGAAAAGCAAAGGCUCGCCGUUCGGGUCUGAUAGGAAAGUCUGAUGCUGAAGACGACGAAACACCGAAGAUUGAACACAAUGUGAAAUCAACAAGUUCGGAUUCGGGGAUUGGACAAGAAAUCCAUGAUAAGCCUGUUGGUAGAUCACACAGCAUGAGAAAUCGUGUGGCGACGAUUUCUCAGAUUCCCGAUGAGCGACUGAUAGUAAAACGCGAUCGAUCGACGCCGUCAUGGGGUAGCGAUCUUCCUCCUGCUGAUGAGGAAGAGGAAGGGACAAGAAGAGCGAAACGGGCGAUGGAACGAAUGCAAGCUUCUGCGAUUUCGGAAGAUGACAGUGAUCUAGAGCUAGAGACCGAAGCACCCCCUCUGGAUCAGUUCGUCGGCUGGGAUGUAAUACGUCACUUGAAGCCGAAAGAGAAGAAACGACAAGAAGUUAUUAACGAGCUGUUUCAUACCGAACGUACACAUGUGCGGAAUUUGAAGAUUCUUUUACGAGUAUUUUACAAGCCCAUGUUGGUGAAUAACGUUGUGUCUCCGGAAGUCGUGCAUUUGCUGUUCGCAAAUCUCGACCAACUUCUCGAGAUUCACACUGACAUGUCAAACCAAAUGCGCCAAGCUGUUGAACAGUGGCGACGAGAUCCCACUCUCAAUGGACUUUAUGGAAAUGUAGGUGAAUUAUUGGAAAAGAUGUUCGACGGUGAAGCUGGUGAAAAAUUUAUGGAAGAUAAAGAAGAAUCGUUAGUGCGAUUUCUCUCAGACGCUGAAGCAAAUGCUUUAUGUCGGAAAUUGCAACUGAAAGAUAUGAUCCCUGUUGAAAUGCAACGACUGGUGAAGUAUCCGCUUCUUCUGGAAACAAUUGCCAAAUAUACGAACGAACCAAGCGAGGAACAAGAUCGUCUUUUACGUACAGUGGUGUCGGCUAAACGCAUUUUGAGUGCUGUGAAUUCGGCAAAGCGGAACGCGGAGAAUCUCCGUCGCCUAGAAGAGCUGCAGCGGCGGUUGGACACUACUGCAUUUGACAAGGAGUAUGGAGGCCAUGACUACGCUCACCUGAAUCUAACGAAAUAUCGGCUUGUGCACGACGGUUCUUUAACGUGCCGAUUUAAUCGUGGAAAAAUGAUUGAACUACAUGUGGUUCUGCUAGAAAACAUGCUGGUAUUUCUAACAAAACAUAGCGAUGGUAACAAGUUGCAGCUAAAGACUUUGGAACCGUCAAAGGAGACAAAAUGGUCUCCUAUUAUGCCAUUGGCUCCGUUAAUCGCUAAAGAGAAAGCUAAUGACAAGCGCGCAUUUUUCCUUGUCUUCAACACCCAAUAUGGUGCUCAAAUUUACGAACUCGUCGCCGGGACAGCAACCGAAAGGAAGACAACAUGCAAUUUCGAAGUUGGCACAAGUUCAUCGUUGGAUUCGGAAGGUUUAGCUAAGGUAAUACUCAGUUACUGUUUGGGAAAAUUUACCUUGGACGAAACAGUUCAUGUGCUCACCCACCCUCGUCUUGUAAACGCUUCUGAGAUUACCGUACAGCAGCCAACAGUAUUGGAACAUGCACAGCCUGUACUCACACCAACAGAAAGGUUAAGGCGAAGUGACGAUAUCAUUUUUCAAGCUCUGCUUACGAAGCAAACCAUAUUGGCGCAAUUUUUACCUGGUGAUAAGAGAGGUCGAACAGAAGAAUUAGAAAAGCUCACUGAAUUAUUGGGAAGCUUGUCAGUAGCAGAUCUGAAGCAACGUGACUGUAAAGAACUAGCGAUGUCUGCGAUUGUACAUGGAAACCGGCUACUCGAUAGUAUUAAUCAAGGAAUGAAUGCUAGAAAAGAAGUCAAUGAGGCGAAUCCUGGAGCUUCCAUGAUGUUACUUGAUGACACGGAAAAAGAUCUUCCAUCCGUGCCUUGUUAUAAGCUUACUGCUAUCGCUGCACCUCUGAUGAAUCAUUUAAAAGCAUUGAUGCAAGUAGUGCAAGAUCAGCAAUCGGAACUAAAUACGGUAAAACAGCAGUUGUACCACUAUAAGGUUGGUUAG
Messenger RNA from Angiostrongylus costaricensis, 2244 nucleotides. NCBI's taxonomy places the organism in Eukaryota, Metazoa, Nematoda, Chromadorea, Rhabditida, Metastrongylidae. The record is from the annotation of a GenBank genome assembly.